Phoenix dactylifera (date palm) is the source of this 1202-nucleotide messenger RNA. RefSeq names its product xyloglucan endotransglucosylase protein 6-like. Gene Ontology annotation, biological process: cell wall biogenesis; xyloglucan metabolic process. Gene Ontology annotation, cellular component: cell wall; apoplast. Gene Ontology annotation, molecular function: xyloglucan:xyloglucosyl transferase activity; hydrolase activity, hydrolyzing O-glycosyl compounds. The record is from RefSeq and is a predicted model, not a curated record. Lineage: Eukaryota; Viridiplantae; Streptophyta; Magnoliopsida; Arecales; Arecaceae.
GCUAUAAAGGCCGGGUCCGAGGGAGCUCCGGAGCCCAGAGCCGAGCGCAGACCGGUGUCUUGGGAGCUCUCUCGCCUUCAUCUCUUCUCUCUUCUCCUUCCUGCCCUCUAAUGGCGGAUUCUAGUGGAAUUUUUCGUCUUGGUUUUAUGUUCUUCGUUGCCUUCUUGGUGACGGGUGUGCGUGGUGCGAAGUUUGAUGGGGUGAUUCAGGCGUGCUGGGCCUCGGACCAUGUGAUUUAUGAUGGAGAGCUUCUCAAGCUUAAGCUUGAUAACUUCUCCGGUGCUGGAUUUGCCUCUAAAAACAAGUAUUUGUACGGCAAGGCCACAGCUGAGAUCAAGCUGAUCGAAGGAGACUCCGCCGGAACGGUCACUGCCUUCUAUAUGUCAUCGGACGGCGUCAACCACAACGAGUUCGACUUCGAGUUUCUGGGGAACACCACGGGGGAGCCGUACCUGGUCCAGACCAACAUGUACGUGAACGGGAUCGGCAACAGGGAGCAGCGGAUGGAUCUAUGGUUCGACCCAACCACCGACUUCCACGCGUACUCCGUCCUCUGGAACCCCCGCCAGGUGGUCUUCCUCGUCGACGACACCCCGAUCCGCGUCUACGCGAAUCACGAGGACAGCGGUAUCGUGUUCCCGCGGGAUCAGCCGAUGGGGGUGUACAGCUCCAUCUGGAACGCCGACGAUUGGGCCACCCAGGGGGGCCGGGUGAAGACGGACUGGUCUCACGCGCCGUUCGUCGCGGCUUAUCGUGAGGUCCGGAUUGACGGAUGCGAGUGGAGGGCCGGGGAGGAUUGGGCGGCGGAGAUUAAAAGAUGCAGCGGGAGCGAGUGGGGGAAGGAGGGGAGGUACUGGUGGAAGGAGAAGGAGAUGGAGGCGCUGAGCGUCCAUCAGAGCCAUCAGUUGAUGUGGGCCCGGGCGAAGCAUCUGGUGUAUGAUUACUGUGCUGAUGCGUCCAGGUUCCCUGAACCACCGGCUGAGUGCAAGGCGUGAUGGAUGAUGGAUGGUGGGUGAUGGAGGAGGGGUUGUUCGGGAUGGUAGCUGGUACACUGUAAAGCGUUAAGGGGGUGGGGGGGAACUGCUGGUUCUUUUCACUUGUUGCUUUAUUUCCUAGUUUAUCAAGAGGUGGUGGUGGUGGUGGUGGUGUAUGGAAUUUAGGAAGUCAUAAAAGAAGAGGAAUCUUUUCCUUUUGUCUGAUUA